This is a messenger RNA of Brassica napus (rape), 1199 nucleotides long. RefSeq names its product probable E3 ubiquitin-protein ligase DTX3. Bases 284 to 895 code for a protein of 203 amino acids. The transcript is spliced from 6 exons. NCBI's taxonomy places the organism in Eukaryota, Viridiplantae, Streptophyta, Magnoliopsida, Brassicales, Brassicaceae. The record is from RefSeq and is a predicted model, not a curated record.
CCCUGCCGUUUCGUCCAGAAGACCACAAGCUUCGUUAGCGACACGUGUAACGAUCUUAGUUGAUACAACGACCGCGUUUAUGAACUCAAAUUUAAUCAUUUGCCGUUUCUCUCCUUCCUCCUCCUUCGUCUCUCUCUCUCUCUCUCUGCAAAAAGGAUCGUGCAAACAUUUCAAAAACCCUAGAUACCCAAAAGAGAUUCGGUUCCUAAUCCUCUCCGGCGAUUCUCCUCGAUUGAAAUUGGGAUCACGGUACAAAGGUUUUGUAAAACUCUUGUGUUGAGAGAUGAGCUCACAAGAGUCGAGAGCAAGCCGAGGAAUUCGACGGAGGAAAGCUGUGAUUGAUCUGAAUGAGGUGCCCAGAGAUCACGAAGGUACGACCUCCGCUUCUGUGAGAGAAGCUCCUACGGUGGUGCCUAGUGGUGCGUCUGUACCUUCUCAGCCUGUUCCUACCAUGAUUGAUGUCGAUGCUAUUGAAGAUGAUGUUAUUGAAUCAUCCGCAAGUGCUUUUGCUGAAGCUAAGAGCAAGUCAGCAGGUGCACGUCGGAGGCCGUUGAUGGUUGAUGUAGAGUCAGGUGGUACGACUAGAUUGCCUGCCAACGUAAGCAACAAACGGAGAAGGAUUCCUCCUAAUCAACCUGUCAUCGACUGUGAGCAUGUCCCUGUAGAUGUGAGAGAGUCUAGCCCUAAGCCUCCUCCACCACCACCAGAGGAGCCAAAGUUUUCUUGUCCGAUCUGUAUGUGCCCGUUCACCGAGGAGACGUCAACCAAAUGCGGUCACAUCUUCUGCAAGGGAUGUAUAAAGACGGCAAUAUCUCGACAAGCCAAGUGCCCUACUUGUAGGAAAAGGGUGACUGUUAAAGAGCUGAUUCGAGUAUUCCUUCCAACCACCAGAUGAAUUGUACAUCAAACAGUCACCAGUCACCUUGUCUAACAGCUCAACCUAAAUUCGCUUUGGAACAUUGGAGGGACUUCAGUGACUUGGCAUUUUAGUUUGAAUGUUUCACUUUAUUGGAAGAGAAAUGUUCAUUGUUUAAGAAGGCCCCCUUUCAUUUAAUGGAUAUCAUUGGUAAUAUCGGAUUUGUUUGUUUCCUAGUUGUUGUUUUAUGUAAUUUAGGUCUCUGCAAACUGCUCAGACGAUGCCUUACUCUCUCUGAUAGAUGAAAAAUAUAUAUAUGGAAGAAACAAAAUUUGAUAUUGAA